AUGUCUCUGGAAAAAAUUCGAGGAGAAAUCCGUGAUUUACCGCGAGAUAAUCCUGCAGAGUGUGAAGGUUUGAUUCGAAAACUGUAUAAACGCAUCACGUCCUUGCAAGAUUACGAUGAGAAAGAGAAUCUGCUUGAUGAGCUGGAAGGUGUCGCCUGCAGGGGAUUGCAAGAGGACCUGGAGAAAAUGUUGAAAGAAAAUGGGUUGCACCUAGAAGCGUUACCCCUGGUUGUGAGAUACCUGACAAAUACAGGAGAGCUUGCGGAAUAUUUGUACAGAUAUUCUGAAGAGGAUUUAGAGAAGGAAGGCUUGGCGAGUGUAAACAAGCGGCUUCGACCACAUCUUGAAGUGCAUGGAGGCCUCAUUGCUGAAGGAGUCGAUGUCACAAAGGAAUGGGUGAAAAGGCUUUGUGAGAAAGCUCCGUCACUUAAGGUACUUUCUCGGCUAGAGUCAAGCGAACUUCAGUCUUACUGCCAAGGAGCUGAUGACGGAGAAAUGGACCAAGUUCGCCAUCUGGUUGAAACUGCUAAGUUUAACGAAAAAAAAAAGCCCCCCGACGUUCCACAAGAUGAUGGACUCGUGCAAGACACCAAAGCAACGAAAGCAGUAGAUGAAGCAAAUCUAAAGAAGGCAAAAGAACUGAUGAAUGAAGCUAAAACAAUGGCUACAGACAAAUCGGAAACAGCAAAGAAGGCCGUCAAUGACAAAAUAAAAUUAAUUAUGGAAACAAUUGAGCUACCUUUAGAAUGGUUCAAGCAAGAUCAAAUGCAACCAGAUCAAAUGUUUCAACAGUUAGAUCAGAUAAUUGACCGAUGCAGCGAAGUUGUGGAAGCAGAUGAAAUUUACAAGAACGCGGUAGAGGUGAUCACCAAAGCCAGUGCUGGGAAGGCACUAUUCGGAAUUUAUCAUUCUGAAUAUGUAGUACCAAAACCAGCGGGCAGACCACUUCUCCUGCCACCAACAGAUGUGUCAUUAACCAAUCCAAGCAUAUCUAAGGAUAUGAAGUAUAUGAAGUUCUCUUCCCAAGGAGCAGCUACAGAUUAUAUCCGAACUGUUGAGUCCUUAAAUACAAAUAUUGGUCUCACUAUAGCUGGUCUUGAGGGCUUACUCUUUGGUGAGGUACAAGGAGCUCGUGGUUCUGAGUAG
Messenger RNA from Pocillopora meandrina, 1146 nucleotides. The record is from the annotation of a GenBank genome assembly. Lineage: Eukaryota; Metazoa; Cnidaria; Anthozoa; Scleractinia; Pocilloporidae.